AUGCCCGGAUUCAAUAUCGACCGGUUCGCCGAUUUGGCGCCCGGCGUUCUCGCGGAGUACACGUGUAGUAUAUGUCGCCAAAUACUGGACACUCCGGUGACCACAACCUGUUGUUUACGGGCUUUCUGUGAAGACUGUAUCAAUGAAUGGCUUCAGACCAACACUACCUGUCCCUGCGAUGGCCAGCCAUUAACAGCGAAUCAAUUGUUACCAACACCAAAAAUGAUGGUGAACACAUUGGACCGGUUUAUAAUUUGCUGCGACUAUUGGGAAGACGGGUGCCGUGAAAUGGUGCCACUCAAGGACUUAAAAGAGCAUACAGUCGACUGUCGCUAUAAGGAUAUUAAAUGCUCGAGAUGUCAGUGCGUGAAGACAUGGAAACACGACUGUAUCAAAGCAUUACAGGCUAUGAAUCGUAACGCAGAGACAGAGUUACGGACAUUACGUAUGGCUAGGGAUCGGCAAAAUCACCAGAUACUGGCCCAAUGUAGACAACACUUGUGUGCACCGGAGCUGUUGGCCAACAAAAUGAGCGCCGAUAUGACCGACAAAACACUGGCCAUAAUUAGGCAACAGUUGACCGAACAGAACAGUCUAUACCUCGUGUGUCAACAUGUGGUCAAUCAAAUGGAGCUCGAGUUUGGCAGCCAAUGGCACUGUUGGGCUGACCGGCGCCCCGGAAGUAGCACA
Messenger RNA from Medioppia subpectinata, 690 nucleotides. The record is from the annotation of a GenBank genome assembly. Lineage: Eukaryota; Metazoa; Arthropoda; Arachnida; Sarcoptiformes; Oppiidae.